Penicillium antarcticum is the source of this 1140-nucleotide messenger RNA. RefSeq lists its product as uncharacterized. Bases 1 to 1140 code for a protein of 379 amino acids. The transcript has 3 exons. Gene Ontology annotation, molecular function: phosphoric diester hydrolase activity. NCBI's taxonomy places the organism in Eukaryota, Fungi, Ascomycota, Eurotiomycetes, Eurotiales, Aspergillaceae. The record is from RefSeq and is a predicted model, not a curated record. Gene Ontology annotation, biological process: lipid metabolic process.
AUGCGCGCAUUCAACUUCCUGGCCUUGCUGCCCGCGGUCCUUGCGAAACCAGUGAUCCACAAGCGUACGACAGCAUGCAACAACUCGCCCGACCUUUGCUCCAAGACCUAUGGCGAGAUUACACAUCUCGGCGCUCACGAUAGUCCAUUCCUGCGCGACUCAAGUACCAGUAACUCGGUCGCUGGUGACCAGUACUACGACACCCCAACACAGCUGUCAGCCGGUGUCCGGCUAGUAACAGCCCAGGUCCACAAGAGCAACUCAGAAUGGCGACUAUGCCAUACCUCCUGCAACAUUCUAGACGCGGGUUUGCUGAGCGACUGGCUGGCAGACAUCAAGAGCUGGCUAGAUGACAACCCCAACGAAGUCGUCACAAUCCUUCUUGUCAACUCUGACAGCGCGACCGCCUCUGAACUUAACACCGAGUUCACGACAGCAAACAUUACAGACUACGCCUAUGAGCCGACCUCCCAAAGCUCCGCCCCAAGCACAUGGCCAACCCUCCAAACAAUGAUCGACGAUGGCAAGCGUCUAGUCACGUUCAUCUCAUCCAUCGACGCGAGCACCUCCUACCCCUACCUGAUGGACGAAUGGACCUACGUCUGGGAGAACCCCUACGAUGUGACCUCCGCCUCCAACUUCAGCUGUCAACCCGACCGACCAUCCACCUACUCAGGCAAUCUCGAUUCCGCACUCUCAUCCAAUCUCCUCCCACUGAUGAACCACUUCCUCUACUCAAACGAUUUGUCAGCCUUCGACAUCGAGUACCCCAACGCCAGCUACGUCGCAACAACCAAUGCGCCCUCUGGUGGAACCGGUAACCUGGGUACUGCGGCUUCGGAUUGCAAGUCUGCCUGGAAGGGCCGCCAGCCGACGUUCAUCAUGGUCGAUUUCUUCAACCGCGGUCCGGCCAUUGACACUGUCGACAGCCUGAACAAUGUUACCAACGCUGUUGGUCGCACAUCUGUUUCGACUUCGGACUCUAGCUCUACCAGUGAUGCCUCUUCUUCAAGUAACGCUUUCAAAGCGCUGGUUGAGUUGGCUCAGUCUGCCAAGUCUGGAACUACGGUCUCUAUGGGCAAUUGGAUUUGGGUUGGUGGGAACUGGGGCAACCUCCUUGGUGGAGGCAUCUCCUUCUAA